GCUGGGUCGCGAUCGAAGUUAGACGAAGGCGCUAACCUCCCGGCGCUCUUGGCCGCGUUCGGCACUGGCAAGGGCCACUUCGUUAGAAUGAUGUCUGAAGAUGACAGCGGGACGUCUACCACCGAGUUGCAUGUCGAGGAAGACAACGAGCUGCCUAUUAUCCAGCUGUGCGGGCUGGUAGAAGAGUUCAGCUAUGGAAACUCUGCUCUCAAAACUGAGACAGAGAUGUUUGAAAAAUAUUACAACAAACUGGAACCUAGGGAUCAGAAAUUAAGAAUAUCAGAAAUGAAGAUAUCAGGACCAGAUUUUACACAGUUGCGAAGCAGGCGCAGGUCCAAAUCCCGCAUAGGUGUGGACCGCGUGACGAGCCUCAGCGUCGACCAAAAAUGUGAGCUUGUCCAAAAGGAGCUGGAAGACACGAAGGAGGAACUAAGGCACCUGAGGGCAAAUGCCGAACGAGACCUGCAGUAUCAUGAGGCUAUCAUUGAGGAGGCUGAGAUUCGGUGGACUGAAAUUCGGAGAGCAGUGCACGAGUUUAAAAAAGACAUUCUAAAAACCAUAUCCAAGAAGAAAGGGAGUAUCUUGGCCACUCAGAGAGUGAUGAAGUACAUCGAGGACAUGAACCGCCGGAGGGAUAACAUGAAGGAUAAAUUACGUUUGAAAAAUGUUUCUCUCAAAGUCCAGAGGAAAAAGAUGCUUUUACAGUUGAGGCAGAAGGAAGAGGUGGGCGAGGCCCUCCACGAUGUUGAUUUUCAGCAGCUGAAGAUCGAGAAUGCUCAGUUUCUAGAGACGAUUGAAGCAAGGAAUCAAGAACUGAUCCAGCUAAAGUUGACAUCUGGCAGCACCCUGCAAAUCCUCCACACGUACAAAACCAGGCUACACCGAGCAAUGGAAGUUUCCGUCACUCUGGAAAAGGAGAUCUCGCUGAGAAAUGAGCUACUUGAAAAACUUGAAAGAGAAACUCUGCAAGUAGAGGAGGACCGGGCCAAAGCCGAGGCCCUGAACAAGCAACUCCGGAAGCAACUGUCCGAGUUCCGAGCGCCACCGGUGAUGCUGUACGUCAAGCAGAAGGCCAUAAAUGGGGACCUGGAGAAGACCAUCAAGAUGUGGGAAAGGAAAGUGGAGAUCGCGGAGAUGUCCUUAAAAGGCUACCGCAAAGCUUGGAAUAAAAUGAAAACAACCAAUGAGCAGUUGUUGGCUAUUUGCCGCCCUGGGAAAUAGCCAGAGGGAGUCCAUGGCUGUAGAAAAAGCGAU
This is a messenger RNA of Pteropus alecto (black flying fox), 1254 nucleotides long. RefSeq names its product coiled-coil domain containing 113 (gene CFAP263). NCBI's taxonomy places the organism in Eukaryota, Metazoa, Chordata, Mammalia, Chiroptera, Pteropodidae. Bases 88 to 1221 code for a protein of 377 amino acids. The transcript has 9 exons. Gene Ontology annotation, biological process: cilium assembly. Gene Ontology annotation, cellular component: ciliary basal body; axoneme. The record is from RefSeq and is a predicted model, not a curated record.